Caenorhabditis briggsae is the source of this 630-nucleotide messenger RNA. Gene Ontology annotation, biological process: protein palmitoylation. The transcript has 5 exons. NCBI's taxonomy places the organism in Eukaryota, Metazoa, Nematoda, Chromadorea, Rhabditida, Rhabditidae. Bases 1 to 630 code for a protein of 209 amino acids. The record is from RefSeq and is a predicted model, not a curated record. Gene Ontology annotation, molecular function: palmitoyltransferase activity.
AUGGGAUCCGAGGAGCCGACACAAGUGGACGAUCUACGUGCGCCUUUGUACAAGAAUGUGGACAUCAAUGGGAUUACUGUACGCAUGAAAUGGUGUGUCACAUGCCGAUUCUAUCGACCACCCCGCUCGUCGCAUUGUAGUGUUUGUAAUCGAUGCAUCGAAACGUUUGAUCAUCACUGUCCAUGGGUGCACAAUUGUGUGGGAAAGAGGAAUUAUCGCUACUUCUUCUUCUUCCUGUGCAGUCUGAGCAUCCACAUGCUCUACGUCUUCGCCCUGUGCUUCUCCUACGUCUGGUCUGGAUCCGACAGUUCCAACCGAGACCAUAUCCUCUCGCCACCGUACCUCUGUGCAAUUGUCCUUUUGGCUCUUUGUGCAGUGCUAUGUGUCCCUGUCAUCGGACUUACCGUAUUCCAUUUGGUUCUAGUGGCACGUGGCAGAACUACAAAUGAGCAAGUGACCGGGAAAUCACUUCCGGCUCAAUCCGUUUACGAUUGGAUGUUGGGGCAAUUGCAAGCGGACACUGUGCUACUCGCAGUUGCCAACGAAUCAGUGGAGACGCAGAGAAAUGAAUGCGGUUCCGACGAGAGACCAACGACGACACAACCACACCUGAAGAAUCGAUUCUUCUGA